GCUCCUCUUGUCUAUGGUUCGACUGAACAUUUCCCCAAAAUACGUGGUGCAGGCCGCACGACUGAGAUUUCCAGAGCUGAGGGAGAUAGUACCGAUGGCUUUGGCACGAUCAGCAAACAAGCGCCUGCUGCCUGACGAUGAGGAUGAUAACGACGGGAGCAGCAUAAGUAGCAAGCGGGCUUGCUCCGAGACGCCCGCGGAGAGUCUCACCCAUGCGAUCACCACUCCAAAUGGCGACUGGUUCGCGGGGCAGCCAUUUGACGACCAUCCAGACCCUUUCGGGUGUAACGUGGGCGGUAACGUGGGCGGUUCGAUUUGGCCACAGCAGGAUUGUCCGGAAAUACGGGUGGAGGACCCAUAUGGAGCACUAAUCCGGGACUCGGGCUUGGUGCCUGAUCCGUUGCGCGGGCUGGAUAUCGAUAUGUUGGACCGCAAUUGGAGCGCACGGCUAGGGGAUAAUAUGGGCUUAGAUGUGCAAGACCGUCAUGGCGCUUUUGAUGCGCCACAUUUGCGGGACUUAGGUCAGAGUGGGCAAGGAGGCGCUCCUUACCCUAUAACAGACAUGUGGUUGGGGCACCAGUUGCCAGGGUACGAACAAGACUCAGCAGAGUCUCAGAGCUCCAGUGCCGAUCUGGAACUUAAGGGAACCUCUGACAUCCUGGAACCAUUGAUUGAACCUGACUUUGACUGGAAUGCAAUUGAAAUGGAGUUAUCCGGUACCAGUCCUAGUACAAAUGAGCUUCGACCCAAGAUCAUGGACAAGUCAAAGAAACCAAAGAGUGAUACAGACGAGGAACAGUACCGGUCGUGUCUUGAUAAAUGUCAAAGCGAGCCUGUAACAAGCGUUGAAUCAAACGACGCAGUGACAUGGGACACUUGCUUUGGAGAGCUCACCCUCGAAGCCACCUCCACAUUCAAGGACGAUGGAAAGACGAAAACUCAAAACCGAAUGUCAGCCCAGGUGGAUUUAACGACACUUGGCGGAGUUGUCAAAUUGUCCUUCGCAGACACGAAGAAGUAUGCAGGUAUCGUCGCUAUGCCUGCGUUAGUUAAACUCCUGAAACAACAUCGUGUCAAAUUGGUUGGCACACUUUUCGCCGCUCAACUCGGUAAGAAUGCUGGGACUGGGGAAUGUCACAAGCCAGAGAUGAGAGUUGUUGUCUACGGAAGAAUCGAUGAUCAAGACGCGGUCGGGACUUGCUUAUCGGACGCAGGAAUGUACCUGCAACACCCCAAAAGCGCAGAGUAUGACCCCAUAUUCCCAUAUGUGAACCCACAGUAUCUUGUACGACCUGGAGGCGAGAUGCCUCGAAUUGAUGAACUCAGGAUUUCCGACGAUGAGCAGGGCUCGCAGGUUUCGGACAGGUUAAAUGAAGGGGUCAAAAGUGAGCUAUUUCGGAUCCUUGACACGAUUAACACCUAUGAGGGGUCAUAUGAAGCCUGCUCCAGUCCAAGGUUGGCGUCGAGGUUGAAACCUCACCAGGAAGUGGCAUUGGCGAUGAUGAUAGAGAGGGAGUCUGGACAAAUUGAUGGUCUGAAAUUUCCAUCUAUCUGGGAAGGGCUUGGGAACCACAGGUACCGGCAUAGAAUCACAGGGGCCAUUGACACAGACCCUAGACCGAUGCGUGGCGGAAUCCUCGCGGAUGACAUGGGCUUGGGCAAAACACUGAGUCUUCUAUCAUUACUUUGCUGCUCCCUCGAUGCCAUAGAUUGCCUACAGCCAUCUCCCGACAGCCCUCGGGCGACUCUGAUCAUCACACCGAAGACCAGUAAGUUGAAAUACUUCAUGGCUUACAAUGAGCUGGGGUUGACACACAAAGCUAUUCCGGGAUGGGAGAAACAGAUUAAAACACACAUCAAAUAUAACCGACUUCGGUACUUCAUAUACCAUGGCGCAAAUCGAGGCAAAGUUAAACCUUCCCUGGUACGCGAGUACGAUAUUGUCAUUACAACAUAUGAAACCAUACGCCAGGAUUGGCGGACAAAGGAUGGUUUAAGCACAGAGACUUGGUAUCGCAUAGUUCUAGAUGAAGCACAUCGUAUCCGGAGCCGAUCCUCACAGGUGUUCAAGGCCGUGAGCUCCCUGAAAGCGCACAUUCGAUGGUGUCUCACCGGUACGCCAAUCCAAAACUCCAUUGACGACUAUGGUGCCCUCUUGAGCUUCAUGCAAAUGCCGGUCCUGGAGACCAAGUCUGCAUUUGAUUAUUGGAUUGCAUCGCCGGUGAAGCGUCAGCAACUGGGCUAUAUCCAGACACUUCAAGCGCUCGUGGCUGCCACAGCUUUCCGGCGGACCAAGAAGACGCUUGAUUCCGCCCUUCAGCUGCCGAAAAAGGUCGAAAGAAGCGAAUUGGUUCACUUGACGGCCGCAGAUCAGGAGGUAUAUGACUAUUUCAAAGCGAAAGCAUCCAAGACGGCAGCGGAGCUCUCUGGCGAGGCUCUGAAUCCUGGAAAACAAGCUGGUGCAGAUACGACCCUCGCACUGAUUAACAUCCUGCGGCUCAUAUGCGAUUAUGGUGAGCGCUUGCUACCUAAAUCCGCGCUCGAGCAAUGGCGCAAUCGAGACAGACAUGCAGAUGUUAUUACCGGACCUUGUGGAAGUGUAGGCGGCUACUUGAAUGAGGAAGGGUUUGUCCCCGACAAUCGAAGCACACCGACUCGUGAUAAAGCUGCUGGUAGCAGUGCCAAGCCUGGGGACGUGUAUGAUGCUAUCGGACGUGCAACUUACAGUCCUGGUGAAAUGGCAAUGGAAGGAUGUCCAGAGUCUUCUUUGGGCUUAUCUCCAAAGAUGAUAGCAUUGCUGAAAAACUUGGAAACGGAGCAACGAGGCACACCGCGAUCAGGUUUGAUGCCUGCAAAAAGUGUGGUUUUCAGUCAGUGGACCAAGAUGCUCGAUUUGAUGGCCCCGAUUCUCCACUCCAACAACUAUGACUUCGUGCGGCUCGAUGGAGGGUCGAGCUUAGCAGAUCGCCAGCUAGUGAUAGAGCGAUUCACGAGGGACGAGAGCUGCACGGUAAUGCUGGCCAGUAUUGGCAGUGCCGGGGAGGGCAUUGACCUCACCGCAGCCAGCUCCGUGCACAUUAUGGAGCCUCAUUGGAACCCAAUGCUAGAGGCGCAGGCAGUCGACAGGGUUCAUCGAAUAGGUCAAUCCCGCGAAGUUAUCGUAACAAGAUAUCUCACUGUCAACUCCAUUGAGGAUUACGUUCGUUGGGUCCAAGAAGACAAGAUAGCAAUCAUUCAGCAGUCGUUGGCUUCCGUUCCAAAGUCACAGGCAGAGCUUGAAUAUAGGCGAUGGAAGAAGCUACAGGCUCUUCUGAGUAACUUACCCACAGCAGAGGCAGCUGAUUAGCCUGCCGUUGAAUUAGAAACUUCUCUUCCUCACUGUUCUUUGCUCUCUGAUCAUCUAAGAAAAUUAUCAUCGACGGUCUGCUGGUAAUACUAUGUGGGAUUUAUCAUCAUUAACGUGUAUAUAAUGUCUCAAGGUUGGAAUUUCGCGUGCAUUUAUAUGACACAUGAGAUACAAAGUCACUCGUCAUUGGCUAGUUCUGUGUGUGGCAUAUUCAAGAGGUGCUUGCAAUGGGCCCUAGCCUGUUCUAUUAAAUCGUCCCAUGAAACCCCAAGCCAACGAUUUAUCUCCUUCGCUCCGAUCUGGUCGGACAGUUCAAUUGAGGCUGAAGCGGGCUGUGCAUCAGCGCCAUGAAACAGAAGAAGCUUGGCAAAUUCGGCAUUUUUCGCUGUAGAUUUGCGUGUU
This is a messenger RNA of Aspergillus uvarum CBS 121591, 3748 nucleotides long. RefSeq names its product DEAD/DEAH box helicase. Bases 14 to 3346 code for a protein of 1110 amino acids. The record is from RefSeq and is a predicted model, not a curated record. The transcript is spliced from 12 exons. Gene Ontology annotation, molecular function: ATP-dependent chromatin remodeler activity; ATP binding. NCBI's taxonomy places the organism in Eukaryota, Fungi, Ascomycota, Eurotiomycetes, Eurotiales, Aspergillaceae.